AUGGCGAUGAAGCACGAGGCUGUGGCCUCGUCCUUGGACCCCAAUGCACACAACACGGGGGCGGAGAACCGACGGAAGCGGACGCUGGGCCAUGUUCGACUGAUGCAUCACGACACCAACGCAAUAAUUCUAGUCCCGACACCUUCGUCGGAUCCCAUGGACCCGUUGAAUUGGCCAGCGUGGAAGAAGAAUUACAUUGCGACGCUUCUCUGCAUCACCAUGGCCAUGUCCAACUUUCUUGCGGCUGGCCCGACCAUUGCCAUUGUCGAUACCGCGCUUGACUUCUUUCCCGAUGCUAUCCGGACGAAUUCCCUCAUGACUGCCGCAGUUCCCAGCGUAGCCUACUUCUUCACCACCACCUCCUUGCUUCAGGGAACCGGAAAUCUCUUCUGGGUCCCAAUGGUCAACAAAUGGGGACGUCGACCGGUGUACGUCUUCAGCUACCUCGUUUACUUUGGAACUUCCGUGUGGCUCAUCUUCGACAAGUCAUACGGCGGCUUCCUCGCCGCGAGGAUCUUGAUGGGGUUUGGUGCUGGCGCCGCGGAAACCAUUGCGCCCAUUUCCAUUGCCGACGUCUUCUUUCUUCACCAGAGAGGACGCGUCAUGUCGUCAUACACCUGCUUCCUGUCCAUUGGUGUUGCCGUCGGAUUGAUCAUCUCCGGCUUGAUCACCGUUCAUCACCAUUGGCGCGCAAUCUACCAAGUCGGUUCAGCUCUCGUUGGAUUCAUUCUCCUACUGGCCAUUUUCACCUUUCCCGAGACUGCCUAUCCCCGAGAAAGGCUCGUUGGUACCCCGCAUACCGGCUUGAUGGACGAGACCAAGUCCCACGGCUCCUCUCCGUCUGAAGUGGAGGCAAGUUCCCAGACUGUCCCUAAGAAGCGCACAUACCUCCAGUCACUCAACAUCUUUUGCGGUGCCUUGACCAAGGAAAACGUGUUCCGGAUGAUGAUUCGUCCUUUCGGUCUCAUUCUUCUACUGCCCGUUCUCUGGGCUGCGCUUGUCCAAGCCGCUACGAUUGGAUUCUUGGUUGCCGUGUCGUCCAACGUCGAUCCCGCCUUCGAGCAGACGUACCACUUCAAGCCCUACCAAGUAGGACUGUGUUUCAUAUCUGCAAUCGUAGGGUCAUUGCUCGGUAUCCCGGCCGGUGGGCAUUUCGGCGAUGUAGUUGCGGACCAUCUCACCAAACGAAACGGUGGGAUCCGCGAGCCCGAGAUGCGACUCCCAGCGGUGACAUUGUCCGUCAUAACUUCACCCCUGGCGCUUGUUCUUUACGGCGUCGGCAUCGAGCACAAGCUGCAUUGGAUAUGCCCGACCGUGGGGCUAGGUCUUUUGAAUUUUUCCAUCACCCAGGCCACAAACAUUUGCUUGGUGUACGUCAUCGACGCAUAUCGGCCGGUUGCAGGCGAAGUGACGCUGGCCGUCAUGGGAUUCAAAUCUCUGUUUGGUUUCUUGUUGUCGUUUGAGACCAAUCCUUGGAUCAACGUGAGCGGCUACCAGAACGCCUACGGAGCCAUGGCUGGAAUUUCCGCAGGUGUCCUCAUCAUGUGGGUUCCCUUGUACUUGUGGGGCAAGAGGAUCAGGCAUGCGACUUGGAAGUGGAGGGUCUUGACGUUUAUACAUUGGAACGAUGACCGUGAGGUUGGAGAGUAG
Messenger RNA from Metarhizium album ARSEF 1941, 1650 nucleotides. RefSeq names its product Major facilitator superfamily domain, general substrate transporter. Gene Ontology annotation, biological process: transmembrane transport. Gene Ontology annotation, molecular function: transmembrane transporter activity. NCBI's taxonomy places the organism in Eukaryota, Fungi, Ascomycota, Sordariomycetes, Hypocreales, Clavicipitaceae. The transcript has 4 exons. The coding region runs from base 1 to 1650 and encodes 549 amino acids. The record is from RefSeq and is a predicted model, not a curated record.